Molecule: messenger RNA, 1140 nt
Organism: Trichomonas vaginalis G3
Lineage: Eukaryota; Parabasalia; Trichomonadida; Trichomonadidae
Product: phage tail repeat-like family
Exons: 1
Coding region: 1-1140 (379 amino acids)
Source: RefSeq, a predicted model, not a curated record
AUGAGUAGUGAAAAUAAUGUUAAAUUCACUGCUCAAGAUUUAUAUGAUAAGAAAGCCGACAAAACUUAUGUUAGCGAUGAGUUAGAGAAGAAGGCAGAUAAGGAAUAUGUUAACGAAAUAUACCAAAGUUUGAUAGGAACAACAAAAAAUAUUGAAACUAUUGUUGGUGACUUUUCUGUCAAUGAAGAAAAUAAAUAUUUUAGAUGGCAGUUUGUACAGUCCUUAAAAAAUGGUACACGGUGUAAACUCAUUCCGAAAAAUAACAAUGAAAUGUAUGUAAGCUAUAAAAAGAAUGAUGGAACACAAGUUAAAGUUCCAUUAGAUAACAACUGUUACAUAAACUUAUAUGGAGACGAACAAAAGAAAUAUUUAAGAGUUUAUGAAAUGACAGAUAUGACAUUGCCUGACCCAGCUCCAGCACCAUAUUAUUAUGACUAUGGAGAUGACAAUAGAACACCACAUGUAGAUGAACAAAAGUUAACAUUAUAUUUAGAUUAUUAUAGAUAUAAAAGAUAUAAUGCAAUAGAAAAAACGAGAAUAGUAUAUUAUUAUACAGAUGACAGAAAUAAAUAUUAUAGUCAAGAUUUUACCCACCCUGAAAACAUAAGAUUAUAUUAUAAAAAAUAUUCUGACACAAACCAAAAGAAACCUGAAAUAGUUGCAUUAUAUUUUAAGUUCAAAAGAGACAAUCCUAUAUUAUCUCAUAUGUUUGAUUUAAUGAACCCAGUAGGUUCUAUUUAUACAUCUAUGGAUGCAAGAGGUCCUCAAGUAAUGUUUGGUGUUGGUGCAUGGGAACAAAUAGUCGACAAAUUUUUGUAUUGUGCAAACUCUUCAAAGGAAAUAGGUGGAAGUAAAACGAUUUCAGGUGAAAAUUUACCUGCACACAGUCACUACAUAGAUUUAAGCACAUCUCAAGCAGGUUGGCAUAAGCAUAGAUAUUGGGAUUGGUCAGGAAUGACAAAAGGUAAAGGAUAUGAUGUUAAAGACGACGUUAAGUUUGCUAUAAAUUGUUACUGGAGUGACACUCAGGGAGAAGGAAACCAUACACAUUUCGUUUCAGGAUAUACACAAACAACGGGACAAAGUAAAGAAUACAUGCCACCUUACAUGACAGUUUACGCAUGGUAUAGAGUUCAAUGA